Molecule: messenger RNA, 345 nt
Organism: Staurois parvus
Lineage: Eukaryota; Metazoa; Chordata; Amphibia; Anura; Ranidae
Source: the annotation of a GenBank genome assembly
CUAAAACAUAAUACAGUGCAAACAAACCAAACCAACCACCCACAGAUAACAGUACAUACAGUGCAAGCGUCGUCAGGCAGGCCGGGUCAAUAUCAAUAGGGCAGGUAGGUACAGGGGGAGCAAGCGGAGAUGGGUCGGGGUCACAGGCCAGGUUCAGCAGGUAGCAAGCAGCGUGGUACAGAGGGUCAGGCAGAGGGAUGGUCAGGAGCGAGCCGGGAUCAGAGCAGGAGAAGUCAGCAGCGGUUCAGAUCAGGCAGGGUCAGCAAAGGAACAGAAACAGGAUGCAGGACAGAUACAGGGCCCAGGACAAACAUAACACCAAGGCAGAGUCUGCAAGUCUGGCCA